Molecule: messenger RNA, 747 nt
Organism: Aureobasidium vineae
Lineage: Eukaryota; Fungi; Ascomycota; Dothideomycetes; Dothideales; Saccotheciaceae
Source: the annotation of a GenBank genome assembly
AUGAGAGAUCCCAACUCUGACUCGGACAAGGCACACAACGAGCAGCAGCAGCAGCCUGCUCAGCCACACAGAUUUGGCAUUCUGGACUAUGAAGCCAAUGACGAUGUCAAGAGAUGGGCUAAGAAGUGGAAGACCGAGCUGGCUUCCAUGUCGUCCAGUGUCCUCUCGACCUUCAUUGCGUUCCCUCUCGACUUCGCCAAAGUCCGCAUGCAGUCGCNNCCAUUCGAACUCAUCAAGCUCAAUGCCCAGCUUGCUGGUAAGAUGAAGAGAGAAGCGAACCCCUCCGAUCGCCCUCAGCCUAUCAGCGAUCUUCGCACUGGCGCCUUCAGGACUGCUCAACAGCUUGUCCGUGAGCGUGGUAUCCGCGGCUUGUACUGCGGUUAUCGCCUCCACCUUGUGCGCGACACCAUCGGCACCGCUAUAUACUUCGGCACCUACGAGACUGUCAAGCAGAUUCUCUCGAAUGGACGCGGAAAUGGGCCUGCCGAACCUGCUGCCGUCGCUCUUGCUGGCGCAACCUGUGGAAUCGUCAGUUGGGUACUGAUCUACCCUAUCGACGUCGUCAAGACCCAGUUCCAAAAGCGUCAGCUGGAGACAGGUCGUGCUCAAGUCUCGCGUCCUGAUAUCAAGUUCUUCCAGCCAGGCUCCUACAGAGUCAGUGUCGGACGCUCUGCUCUCAUCAACAUGAUCUUCUUCUCCUCGUUUGAGCAGAUCAAGAGACGCAUCAACAACGCAGGAGACAUAUAA